CGUAACCCUUGACAGAAGUGCUCUACGUGCCACGCAGAUCGGACGUAUUUGACUCAUAGAUAAGUUUCGGUUCGUUACGAUUCGAUUUAAAGUGAAGAGACUGAGUAAUUGGAAUUUAAUUUCCAAUUUGAAUAUUUCAAAAGUGAUACUUGUGAUAUUAAAUAUUGUGUAAUAAUGCCACGAAAGAAGCGCUCUUCCAGUCCUUUGGAUAUAUUUGACGAUGAUUUUGAUGAGGAUGCCAGCUCUCAAAGUUCUCAGCCGCCGGUGCAACGGAAUGCGGCCAAUGCCCGUGAGCGAAUGCGUAUGCGGGUGCUAUCCAGUGCCUACGGGCGUUUGAAGACCAAGCUGCCCAACAUUCCGCCGGACACAAAGCUCUCCAAGUUGGACACGUUGCGUUUGGCCACGCUCUAUAUAAAGCAGCUAAUUACGGCCGUGGAAACAGGCAGCAAUGGCAGCCAAUCCCAGAAUCACUCGCACAACCAUAGUCACCACCUCAACCACAGCCACUCGAGCACCACCAGUUCCGAAGGCCUGGACACGAGUCACAUGGCAGAGUCCGUCGGUGGAGGCAAUUAUCAUUUCCACAACAACGGACACGGCAUGAGCUGGCCCUUUGAGUUCCAUCAGAGUAGUCGCAGUCUUGCUUUUGCCACAUCAUCUUCAACUACUUUAUCGUCCUCCCGCAUGGAAUGGCAAUCCCUGCAUCCGCAAUCAUAUCCAAAGCCCACACGAAACGAAACCCAUGUUCCAGCGGAUCUCAGUUACCAUCAAUUGCCGGAAUCGCACACUCACUGGUAUCCGGCGGAAGUGCAUCAAAUGGAGCCAGCGCCCAGCUGUUCAUAUGAAACUGGAAUGGGACAACAUCAGCGGGGUUUAGCCAUAGCCACCAGCCACGCACAUGGCACAUAAAAUUUAACUUAAGUUUAAUGUUGUGUUAAAACCAAUCAAAUGUAAAACCUAGUAAGUGUAUUAAAACGUGAUUUAAUUUUACAUGUAUUCGUAUGUGCAAGCCUAAACGUAUUGCUAUAAGUCCAAAGAUUGGUAUUACCUCAUGAUCUUUUAAUUAGCAAAUAUAUAAAUGUUUUUUAAUAAAAAGUGUAUUAUUUUCAAAUUGUA
Molecule: messenger RNA, 1116 nt
Organism: Drosophila eugracilis
Lineage: Eukaryota; Metazoa; Arthropoda; Insecta; Diptera; Drosophilidae
Gene: HLH54F
Exons: 3
Coding region: 175-909 (244 amino acids)
Biological process (GO): developmental process; regulation of transcription by RNA polymerase II
Molecular function (GO): protein dimerization activity; RNA polymerase II transcription regulatory region sequence-specific DNA binding; DNA-binding transcription factor activity, RNA polymerase II-specific
Source: RefSeq, a predicted model, not a curated record